Molecule: messenger RNA, 1432 nt
Organism: Tympanuchus pallidicinctus (lesser prairie-chicken)
Lineage: Eukaryota; Metazoa; Chordata; Aves; Galliformes; Phasianidae
Gene: NUP42
Product: nucleoporin 42
Exons: 7
Coding region: 60-1307 (415 amino acids)
Cellular component (GO): nuclear envelope
Molecular function (GO): metal ion binding; nuclear export signal receptor activity
Source: RefSeq, a predicted model, not a curated record
GCGCUCCUCUAUGACGUCACGGCGGCGGCAGCUGGCGGCGGCGGUUGGCCAGGCUGGCCAUGGCCAUCUGUCAGUUCUUCCUGCAGGGUCGCUGCCGCUUCGGCGACAGGUGCUGGAACGAGCAUCCCCGCGGCGGCGGGGGCCGCCCUCACUCAGCGGGUCCCGUCAGAGGAGCCGGAGGAGGAUGGGGUGCCGCUACCCAGAGAUACGCGAACGUCAUCCAGCCUCCUACAUUUAAGCACGGCACGUGGGGUGGCAGCAGUGAUGGAGGAGGAUUCUCUGGCGCCUCCGGUUUUGGAUCACAGGGCGACAAAAGCACGGUCUUCUCACAGAACAGAUUCUCUGCAUUAAGCAGUGCAAACUCUGGUGAUGGCUUCAGUGAUGAAGAACAGAGACUUUUUGACUGUAUAGCAAAAGACAUGGCAAGCUGGGAAUCAUCUAGACAGUGGAUGUUUUCAUGUUACUCACCUAUGAAAGAUAAGCCUAAUGUUUCAGGUUUUCAAGAUUUCUCACCUGAGGAGGUGCGUCUGGAGUAUUAUAAAUGCAGCGCAAACAGUAACACUGAGAACUACAUAAACUCUGUCAAUCAGUUAGUGCAGCAAUGGAGAAACAGGCUGCAAGAGCUGAAGGCUUUAAAUGCCUCAGGAAAAGCAUCCUUGCUAUCUCAGUUAAAGAAUGCAGUCAGUCAACCGUUACCUUCUCUUGGAUUUGGAGGACAGCAAGCCUCAAGCUUUGGUUUUCCAAGCUUUCCAGUGAGCAGCAGCAGCAGCAGCAGUGCUGCCAGUUUCUCCUUUAAAGCAAAUCCCAGUGUUCCAUCUGGAAAUGCUCCAGCUUUUGGGAGCUCUGCUGCCGCCUCCAAUCCCCCUACAUUUGGUGUGAAGUCCUCCCACAGUGCUCCCACUCCUAUUGGGUUUGGCAAUUCUUCAGCUCCAUCUGCAGCCUCUUUCUCAUUUAAAACUUCUGGAACAACCAGUGGCUCUGGAACUUCUGGACUCUCAGGCUUUGGAAAUUCUGCUGCUGCAAACUCUUCAAGCACUGCUCCACUUACAGUUUCUGGAACCCCUAAUGCAGCGACAGGAACUUCUCAGUCAGGUGCAAGCAAUACUUCAGCUGCACAGGCUGCCAGUGCCUCUGGACAUAACGUCACAGCCACACCUUCUGCAGUCCUAAAUGGUAUCACAUCAGACAAGCUAUAUACACCAAGGAGUGAAUUAACAGCUGAAGAGUUGGAACAGUUUGAAGCCAAAAGGUUCACACUAGGAAAGAUACCUCUUAAACCACCACCCGUAGACCUUAUAAAUCUUUAGACCUCGUUUAUUCUGAACAUAAAUGUCUUAGUUGUUGUUCUGUGACACCUCCAAUAAACAAUGUUGUGAUGGAGUAGUGAAUUGGAAUGCUUUCCUCUGACUAAAAUUUUCAUUUAGUCUCUUAA